AUGGUCCGUCUUGAGGAACUCGAAGAUGAACAUUUCAUUAACAAGCCCGACUCUACCUCUGACGGUGCCCUACUAGUCGACGACGACGAAGAUUAUACUGAUACUGAUUCCGAGAUCUCCAGCGACGCAGGCAGUGAACCAGACCUCGACGAGUCCCUCCUUGAUCGACUGAGCGCCCUCCGCGACAUCGUCCCGCCCAAGACACGCGCAAAGAUCUCCAGCGUCACUUCGACACUGUACAAUGCCACCUCCACGACGGUGACCUAUUCCGGCAAGGGCCUGUGGGUGCUCGCGACGAGUAUCCUGUUGCUCGGCAUCCCGUACGCUCUCGCGCUCGGCGAUGAGCAGCAGUUCAUCGAGGAGGAGAAGCAGAGACAGAUGAUGGCCGAAGGUGCGCAGGGGUUGAUUCAGUCCGGCGAGCCUGGACAGGAGCAGGCCAGACCUGCGUUGUAA
Messenger RNA from Exophiala spinifera, 453 nucleotides. RefSeq lists its product as uncharacterized. Gene Ontology annotation, cellular component: mitochondrial outer membrane. Gene Ontology annotation, biological process: intracellular protein transport. Bases 1 to 453 code for a protein of 150 amino acids. The transcript is spliced from 2 exons. NCBI's taxonomy places the organism in Eukaryota, Fungi, Ascomycota, Eurotiomycetes, Chaetothyriales, Herpotrichiellaceae. The record is from RefSeq and is a predicted model, not a curated record.